Messenger RNA from Ostrinia furnacalis (Asian corn borer), 727 nucleotides. Its product is annotated as protamine-like. Lineage: Eukaryota; Metazoa; Arthropoda; Insecta; Lepidoptera; Crambidae. The record is from RefSeq and is a predicted model, not a curated record. Bases 125 to 625 code for a protein of 166 amino acids. The transcript has 8 exons.
UAAUUUUUAAUGUGACGCUGUAUUUUUUUUGUAAUAUUUUUUAUAAAUAUCAUUUACUAUCAUGAAACUCUACAUUUACAGCAUUAGUUCGAUGAAAUUAUAGUGUUUUAUUCAAAGGCAGAAAAUGGCAAAAUGUCGUCGAAGACGAAAAAUGUGCAAAACCCGCUGCCGCAGCAGGAGCGGUAGGUUCAAGCGCUGCCGCUCGGGCGACCGGCGCUACCCGGUGCGGCAGCGCUGCUGUCGCGCGCGGCGCAGCUGCGGCCGCCGCAAGAGGCGCCGCUCCGGCUGUAGAAGGCGACGCGGACGUAUAGUGGUUGCUGCUGCAGCAAGAUCUAGCUCAAGCAGGGCCGACCGACCGAACUUCAGAACGACCGAUACCGAUACUCAGCUUUUGGUGUUAGGAGAAAACCGCUGCCGCUCGGGCGACCGGCGCUACCCGGUGCGGCAGCGCUGCUGUCGCGCGCGGCGCAGCUGCGGCCGCCGCAAGAGGCGCCGCUCCGGCUGUCGGAGGCGACGCGGACGCUACAUGUGGCGCUGCCGGUCCAGAUCGGGAUCGUUCAAACGCUGCCGCCGCUGCGACCGCCGGUACAAGAUACGCCGCCGCCGGUCCAGGUCACGGUCUUGACCGGUGCGGACAGACGAAAUGUGUGAUAAAUUAUUUGUAAAAUUAUCAAUCAGUAAACAUACAAACAAAUAUGACUGGUAUUAUUUAUAGAUAGAAUACUCU